This is a messenger RNA of Acanthaster planci (crown-of-thorns starfish), 3194 nucleotides long. RefSeq names its product intraflagellar transport 81 (gene ift81). Gene Ontology annotation, molecular function: tubulin binding. Gene Ontology annotation, biological process: intraciliary transport; cilium assembly. Lineage: Eukaryota; Metazoa; Echinodermata; Asteroidea; Valvatida; Acanthasteridae. The record is from RefSeq and is a predicted model, not a curated record. Gene Ontology annotation, cellular component: ciliary basal body; intraciliary transport particle B.
CUGAAUACUUUCCACUGUCUUGUUGCUAGAGCGCGGGGGGCUGCGGUGGUGAACAUUUUUCGAGAAAUUUGAAGGUCGACAAAUGACUGGAAUUACGCAUUUCGACUGUAUAAAUAAUAUAUUUCAUCGAAGUGACGCAAAUUGACAGACACACUCCAAAAAUGAGUGAACAACUCAAAUACAUUGUGGAGCAACUGAACAAGGAGCCAUUCAAACGCUCCUACAACCUGAUCAGCUUUGAUUCGUUGGAGCCAAUACAGCUCCUGCAAGUCACCAACGAUGUGCUGGCUGAGAUCAACCCUCAAAACAAGUUGGAUAUUCGCGAGGAAACUGCGGAUGCCACUGCCAUGCGUAUGAUGAAUGAACUGCGUGUCUUGAAAUACAAGCCCAACGAGGAUGUGAGCACGUUCCGUCAGGGUUUGGUGUCGGGCUACAAGCCUGUCAUCUACCCCAUCCUGGUGUGGCUCUUCCAGAAGAUGUCAGAGCUCAAGAAGCGGGCCUACCUGGCGCGCUUCCUGGUCAAAAUUGAGGUGCCCCCGGAGAUCAUGCAGGACGACCAAGUGACUGAUACCUACGCUCAGUAUGCCGAGAUGGUCGACCAGUUUAAGGAGCUACACAAGGAAUCAGAGUCUCUGAAGACAUCUGGCUUCUCCACUGUUGAGAUCCGACGGGACAUAACCCAGAUGGAGGAGGAGAAGGAACAGAUUGUCAAGAGAAUCGAGCGGCUCAAAAAGAGGGUUGAGACCGUCAAGAACUAUGAGAGGAUGCUGGAGAUUGCCCGAAACUUCCGGAAGGAGCAGGAUCGGGAGAUGUCCCUGGCCCAGCAGAAACUAGACCAGAAGAACCAGAUGCAUCAUGCUGAUCAGCGACUGCAGCGGUUUUCACAGCAGCUCAAAGACAUCAAACAGUCCACAGUGGGAGCGACAGCUGAAGGCCUCGUCAAGAAAUUGGACGAAGAGAACAAGAUAAACACGUAUCUUUGCCAGGAGAAGCUGCCCAAGGAGAUUGAGGCCAAGCGCAAGGCAUGCCAGGAUCUGGAGCGAGUCGUCAAUGAGCCGGCCAUGGGUCAGAGCGACCUGGAUGAGAUCCACACACAGAUAAAAACAGUGAACUCGGAGGUCAAUAGCCUGAUCGAGAAGCGCAUGAUGAGUAAUGAUCCCAUCGACGACAAGAUGUCACUCUUCCGGCAGCAAGCAGCCAUCAUCAGCCGCAAGAAGGAGACGGCGGCUGAGACACUGCAGGACGCCAAGGACGAGCUGCACGCCUGCCAGCAGGAAGCAGCCGAGAAGAGGGAAAGCGUUAGGGGCCUGCAGGGAGAGGAGGUACUCAAAGGAGACGAGUUCAAGCGCUACGUUAACAAGCUCCGAGGUAAGAGCACCGUCUACAAGAAGAAACGGCAGGAGCUGGCUGAGCUUAGAGCAGAGCACGGUGUGCUGUCCAGGACUGAAGAGAUACUCAGGCAGAGGGAUGAAGCACUGCAGAAAACCCUGGCCAAACUGGAGGCUAAGAAGGGCGUGUCCGGUUACCAUGAUACCCAGGAAGAGCUGGAGAAGGUGUCGGCCAUCAAGAGUGAGCUGGAUGACAUGAAGGGACGGACGCUGGAGGACAUGUCGGAAAUGGUUAAGAAACUGAACAUAACCAUCUCUGCCAAGAAGGCUGACCUGGCACCAGUUAUCAAGGAACUGCGGCCCCUCCGCCAACAAGCCCAGGAGUUGGAGACAGUCUACCAUGAGAAGAAAUCGGCAUACGAUCAGCUGGCUGCUGGCCUGGAGAGCAACCGCUCUAAGCUGGAACAGGAGGUGCGGGCCUACCGCGAGGAGUGCUCUCAAGAGGAGAGCCGCUAUCACUAUCUAAACUGCAUGCGUCGCAUCAUCGCCAUGCAGCAGCAGCGAGUGUCGGACGAGAUGAAGGCGUACACCUCCUCGGACCCGGCCGAGAGAAAGAAAGCAUUCCGGGAUCAGUACACGCGGAAAAUACAGGAGCAAGAAAAUCUGGGCAAGAGUCUACGAGAGAAGCAGAAGGUGAUCAAGGAGAGCCACGGCCCCAACAUGAGGCAGAUGAAGAUGUGGAAGGACUUCCAGACCCUGAUGGAGUGCAAGAGAGACUGCCAUCUCAACAGGGGCAAGGUCACCGAUACCUCCAAGAUGAUCAGGGACGAGGUCAACCAGGAAGACAGGCUCAUCCUCUGAAGGCCUUUUGAUUGCAUCAGCUCAGAUCGUUCAGUUUCUUCAAAGUUGCACCUGUAACACAUUUACUUCAUGUUGGUUGUGGACUUCAUGAUGACUGCUGUUUGCAUAGAAUUAGAUCCUCUGUAGUCAUAAUUUAGAAUGUUUUUUUGAAAGGGUGUCACUAGCCCGAAAUGAGGUUACACCUUCCUGUCUCAGUGUUUGCAGGAAUCAUUCAGAAAAGGAUCCCACUCUGUGACAGUGGAGGGCUUCUCUGUGCAUAAACAAUUUUUGUUACCGCUCAAACCAGUGACAUUAAGUGGAGAUUUUCAGUUCUUGUUCAGAAACAAUUGGUUUCUAAUCAACUGGUGACUUUUGUUGCUCAUUUAUGUCCAAGUUAUUCAUGGGUUGUGUAAAUACACUGUAUUACUAUAAAGAGAUUUCCACAAAAUUUGUCGUGCCAUAAUCUGUAGCUUAAAAUAAUAUAAAGCAAAGGUCGUGCCGCUGUUUUCUCAGCUGUUUCAGUUUAAACUACUGGCAAAUUUGAACUUUCAAAUGUAGUAAAACGUGUAUCCCCUAAUCAAGCACAAGAGCCUUUGUGUGUUCAGUUUCAGCAUAAAUGCAAGUUUGCUCCAACAAUGUACACCUAACAAAUUAAUUAAAGGCUUAAAACUAUAUGGCGUACCAAUUCAUUAAUGAUUUAAGACUACAUUUCUGUGGCAUUAUUGCAAUUUAGUUUGAUUGUAAAAGAGCAAACAGUCAAAGUGGAGUGUGUCGUGUGAAUAAAACAUACAAGUACAAUUCAAAUAAUAAAAUGCCUAUCUAUUUUUUGUUGGUUACGUAGUCCUUGCAGUUUCUUUACUGCACACGGUGUUACUACAAAAGGUGAGAUCUGAACUCCAAAUAAAGAAUAGCCGUCAGUUAAGAUAAGAACACUGCCAGACCAGUAAGAUAAUGUCUAGAGCCUAGACUUCUCGCUGUCAAUUCUUUGACGGACCUCGCAGCACAUGCAUUUACAGAUAAUGCAUU